Populus euphratica (Euphrates poplar) is the source of this 2265-nucleotide messenger RNA. Its product is annotated as DNA repair protein RadA-like protein. Gene Ontology annotation, biological process: recombinational repair. The record is from RefSeq and is a predicted model, not a curated record. Gene Ontology annotation, molecular function: damaged DNA binding; ATP binding; ATP hydrolysis activity. The coding region runs from base 135 to 2069 and encodes 644 amino acids. The transcript has 15 exons. NCBI's taxonomy places the organism in Eukaryota, Viridiplantae, Streptophyta, Magnoliopsida, Malpighiales, Salicaceae.
CCGAGCACAUAUUGAUUUCUAACCCUUUCCUUUUGUUUUGAACUUGGCGGGUUUCCCAUUUUAUUUCAUCCUCAAAACCCUGAAACCCUAACUCAUUUCUUCAUGAAUUAGACUUUUCACUUUCUCCCUCCCUGAUGCAAACAACAGCCAUGAAAGUGAUAAGAUCAUUCUACACUUACAGAAACCGUUUGCUCUUAAAACCCAACCCAAUUUCUCUCUCCCGCCAUUUCCACCUCACCACCUCCCCUUUCCUUUGCAAAAAAUCUGGUCUCGCUGUCCAUUCCUCCGCAAACGACCCCACUCCCAUUGACAACUCCAAAAAUGCCCCUCUAGUUUGGAGUGUUUUCGACCCAAUCUCGGAUGGGACGGGGAAGCAGAGUGGCGCCAGCAGUAGUGCUGAGUUUAGAGAAUCAGAGCUCAGGCUGUCCAGUUUUGAUGAGAAAGUGGAUGGCUUAGCGGGAGAGAAUUUAAUCAAACGAGAGAAAACCCAGAUGGGAUUGCCGAGUAAUCGUAAUGAAAUAGAGGAUUUGAAGAAGGAAAAGAGAUAUAUGGGUGUGAAGAAGGGGAGUUCAGUUAAUGGGGCGGUGGGAUCUGGGGAUAGAGCGGUGUAUAGGACGAAGGGGAAAAGUAAAACCAGUUGGGUUUGCGAAAUUUGUGGGUUUACAUCAGGGCAAUGGUGGGGGUCUUGUCGUUCCUGCAAUGAAGUAGGGACAAUGAAGCAAUUUUUUGAGGCGAAAAUUGGGAGUGGGAAUAAGGUGAGUGGGAUCGAGGCUUCGGAGAAUGCAGUGCGGUCUUGGCUGCCACAGAAGCCUGGGGAGUUGCGUCCUUUGAGGCUGACAGAUGUGAAUCGUGGGAUGAAUAUGUUGAAUUGGCGUAUUCCUUUGUCUGGACUUUUUGGAAGUGAAGUUGAAAGGGUGCUUGGGGGUGGUCUUGUUCCAGGUUCUUUGGUUUUGGUUGGUGGCGAUCCUGGGGUCGGCAAGAGCACACUGUUAUUGCAGGUUGCUGCAAUAAUAGCUGACAGUGAGGAUCUUGGUGGAUCAGCUCCAGUUGUAUAUGUUUCUGGUGAAGAGAGUGUAGAGCAAAUUGGAAACAGAGCUGACCGUAUGGAGAUUGGAACUGAGGAGCUUUACUUGUAUUCCAGUACUGAUAUUGAGGAUAUACUUGGAAAAAUUCAGCAUCUCUCCCCCCGUGCUCUGAUUAUUGAUUCAAUUCAAACAGUUUAUCUGAAAGGAGUUGCUGGAAGUGCUGGAGGACUGUCACAGGUUAAGGAAUGCACAUCAGCCCUGUUGCGUUUUGCGAAGACAACUAACAUCCCAAUACUUUUGAUUGGACAUGUGAAUAAAUCUGGAGAUAUUGCAGGGCCUCGUGUAUUGGAGCACAUUGUUGAUGUUGUCUUAUAUAUGGAAGGGGAGAAGUACUCAUCUCAUCGGUUGCUUCGACCUGUGAAGAAUCGUUUUGGGUCCACAGAUGAGCUUGGAGUUUUUGAAAUGUCACAGUUGGGUCUGGCAGUUGUUUCCAAUCCAAGUGAGAUAUUCUUAACUGAGCAACACUCAGAUUCAGAUUUUUUAGCUGGGCUAGCUGUUGCUGUAAUAAUGGAUGGAUCUCGAAGUUUCCUUAUUGAAAUUCAGGCACUCUGUGUCUCUGGUUCAUCAGUUUCAAGGCACAUUAAUGGAAUCCAAUCAAGCCGAGCUGACAUGAUCAUUUCUGUUCUUAUAAAGCAAGCUGGUUUAAUGCUCCAAGAGAAUGCCAUCUUUUUGAAUGUUGUUAGCGGGGUAAUGCUGACAGAGACUGCUGGUGAUGUUGCAAUAGCAGCUGCAAUUUGCAGCAGUUUCUUGGAAUUUCCCAUUCCCAAUAACAUUGCAUUCAUCGGAGAAAUUGGCCUUGGUGGUGAGCUUCGUGCAGUACCCAGGAUGGAGAAAAGAGUACAUACUGUCGCGAAACUGGGAUAUAAAAUGUGCGUAAUCCCGAAAUCAGCUGAAAAAUCUCUUGCAAAUCUAGGUUUCCAAGGGAUGAAAAUUGUUGGGUGCAAGAAUCUAAAAGAAGUCAUCAACACUGUAUUCAAGGCUUGAUGAAAUGAAGUUGGAAAUUAUUCUGCCAUUUUUUGCACACAGGGCUGGUGGAGAGAUGUAAUGCUUUGUACAUAUUGUAUUUGUUAUUGUUAGAAAAUCUGUAGUCAUGUUAAAAUGUUUAAUGGAUUUGAUAUGAUCGUGUUUCUCUGAUCAAUUCCCUCGUGAAUCAAUCCUUAAUGGUGUUCUAUAUAUGGCC